This is a messenger RNA of Drosophila takahashii, 3888 nucleotides long. RefSeq lists its product as uncharacterized. The record is from RefSeq and is a predicted model, not a curated record. Gene Ontology annotation, biological process: proteolysis; DNA integration. NCBI's taxonomy places the organism in Eukaryota, Metazoa, Arthropoda, Insecta, Diptera, Drosophilidae. Gene Ontology annotation, molecular function: aspartic-type endopeptidase activity; nucleic acid binding.
AUGAAGUUCUAUAACGACUGUCGUGAGUCAUACGACAAAUAUCGAGCUAUCAUACGGGACGGCAUGGAACAAUCUACAAGCCAAGCCGAGGUAAUUCCAGACCCAACUGGUAACCCUGCAAGCAUUCAGCAUCCCACGAUAGGGUUCCAGAAACUAAUAUCUGCAUGUCGUCGACAAAAGGCAAUAUUAGAUUCUAUUAGGCGCACUCUGAAAGAGUAUUCAGGUACGGGAAAGAGCGUAACAAGUGAUUUGAUAAAAUCACUAUGGGCGCAAACGCAAGAGAUCCAUUUCUCGGUACAUGAAGAAUACGAUGAUCCAAGCAAAGGAGGAUAUGACAUGAAAUCCUUCCUGAAACUUGAAAAGGAAAUUCAAGAUAUCUUAGGAGCAAAAUCAAACUCCUCUAGCAAUGAAGAUAUGCAUUUGCCCAGAGUCAGCAUCCCCAAACUCGAUGGGGAUCUACUCAAAUGGACUCAGUUUUUUGACUUAUUUAAAUGCAUGGUCCAUGAUACUAACAUGCCGACGGUACGGAAAAUGUGGUACCUAAAAACCACCGUAACUGGAGAGGCUGAAAGAUUGAUAAGACAUAUCGAUCUUAAGGAAGAAAAUUAUCUCAGCGCCUGGGGUAUAUUAGUCGAUUCCUACAACAAUCCCCGACAUGUGGCAGACACGAUUCUCAAUCGUUUCCUGCAUCAAAACACAGUUAGUGACGAUCCAAGGUCAUUAAAAGAGUUGUACAUUACAACUAUCGAGUCUCUAGCAUCAUUAAAGGGACUGGGCAUCGAUGUAUCAAGUUGGGAUACAAUAUUGAUUGCCAUAAUCAAGCAAAAAUUGGAUCUUGCAAGCAGAGCCCUAUACGAGCAGUCGUUAGAUGGGUCCCGAGAGUUACAGGGUCUCGACACACUGCUCAGCUUUCUGGACCAGCGCAUCCGAGUUCUUGGAACAGGAAAAAAGGGACAACAAUCAAGAAAGGAACAGAAGGGUACUACAUGCUCAUCAGCCAGUACUGGAAAAGGACCAUGCUGUCAGUUUUGCAAAAGGAAUCACUGGCUCUAUAAAUGCGAUGACUUCCGCAGCAAAACAAUACCCGAACGAGUUAAUUGGUUACAAAAACAAAGACUGUGUGUCAACUGCUUCAGCAAUGACCAUAAGGCAAAGGAUUGCCGUGGUCGCCCGUGUUUUAAGUGCGACAAGAAACAUCAUACUUUGUUGCAUCUGGAAAACACAUCAGGUGCAUCAUCCAAUCAACAUUCACCUACCGUAGGUGCAGCAAGCAACAAGAAUUAUAACUUGCUGGCCACAGUCAAAGUAUCAGUGAAGGCUAGCAAUGGUCAAGUUGCUACCUUCAGAGCGCUGCUAGAUUCAGGAUCACAAAUAAAUCUGAUUUCCGAACGAAUGGCUUCAGUACUAUCACUGAAACUUCAUGGAACUUCUCUACGGAUCGAGGGCAUUGGAGGCAAUCCAAAAACCAGUAGAGCAAGAGCAAACGUUCAAAUAAAAUCAAUGCAUAACGCCUUCACACAAGAAGUUGAAGCCUUUGUCCUACCACACAUAAUAGCUGAUCAACCGGCGCAUCAGUUAAAUUCGGCAAGCCUACAAAUCCCAAGCAACAUAGCUCUAGCCGAUCCAAAUUUCGAUAAGCCAGGAGUAAAGGCAAAAAUAUUUAUGCAAACGCUUUGGGCGCUGAACCUGAGUUGGGACGAUGAGCUCCCUCAAGAACUACAAAAUGAUUGGAAGAACUAUCGAUCGGAUCUCCAAGCAUUAAACAGUAUGCAAAUUCCUAGGCACAUCUAUAAUGGAAAGGUUCCAGUCCAUCAAGAAGUACACACAUUUGUGGAUGCAUCAGAGCGUGCGUACGGAGCAGCAGUGUAUAUAAGAGCUCCCUACAAAAACAAUCAAAUUUCGGUACGACUUCUUUGCUCCAAGUCACGAGUGGCUCCAUCCGCGAAAGAAACUUUGCCUCGCCUUGAACUAUGUCCUGCGCUGUUGGGCGCGGAACUAACACACAGAGUAAGAAAGGAUUUGCGAUUACCGAUCGAGAAGGCUUCUGGAUACUUCUGGACUGACUCAACUGUAGCUUUGUCCUGGAUAAACGCAUCGUCGGCCGCAUACCACACGUUCGUCUCGAAUCGGAUAGCAAAAAUCCAAGCUGUCUCAGAUCCAUCUCAAUGGCGACACGUGUCCUCGGCAAACAAUCCAGCAGAUGUGCUAUUAAGAGGAAUUGAAGCCAGCAAAUUAUCAGAACAUACCCUCUGGCUGUAUGGACCACUUUUUUUACACGGUUCAAGUGACAAAUGGGUCAAGAGGCCCAUAAUCGGUCUAAGUGAUCUUGAACGGCGAACAAAACAAGUGAGUCUUCCAGCAUGUCAGGGUCAGACAGGGGAAGAACUCUAUAAUUGCAAGCAUAGCAAUAGUUUUCGAAAGCUACAGAGAAUUGUGGCAUAUAUGAUGCGUUUCUGUUACAAAAGAAACAGAUCAAGUACAACCACCCUAUGCAUCGGUGAACUAACUCACGCUCGUACUAUCAUACUGCGCACCAUUCAGAAAAUUGACUUCGCAUGUGAGUACAAGCAACUUGUUGCCCACAAGGCCGUGGACAAAAAGAGCGCUCUCGUCUCUCUAUUCCCCAUGACCGGCAAGGAUAGCCUCAUCAGAGUCGGAGGGAGAUUAGAAGAAUCUAAACUCACGUAUAACGCAAAGCAUCAAAUCUUGCUUCCUUACAAUGAUCCAAUAGUAAGAAUGCUGUUGCGAGAAAUGCAUGAAGAGAACAUGCAUUGCGGUGCUCAGGCGUUAAGAGCCAUUGCCAGACAGCAAUAUUGGAUUAUCAAUGAUAAAACAAUGGCGAGGAGCAUUAUACAUUGUUGUGUCAAGUGUACAAAGGCACGGCCCAAACUAAUGCAACAAAUCAUGGGCAAUCUGCCAGUCGACCGAGUAACACAAGCUCGACCAUUCUUUAAUUCUGGUGUUGAUUACUGCGAGCCAAUUUGUAUUCACCAUAAACUCCGUGGAAAGAGACCAGACAAGGCGUAUAUUGCAGUUUUCUGCUGUUUUGCUACGAAGGCAGUACAUCUAGAGUUGGUAAGCGACCUAACAACAGAUGCAUUCUUAGGUGCUCUUCGACGGUUCUUGAGUCGACGUGGAAGGUGUCAGACCAUCCACUGCGAUAAUGCAACCAACUUCGUCGGCGCCAACAAUAAACUAAAGGCCUUAGAAGAAGCGAUCUUCACGGAUAAGGCACAAGCCCAGAUCAUCCACCAUUGCAAUCAGAGACAGGUGGAUUUUAAGUUCAUACCGCCCCGAGCUCCAUCGUUCGGCGGGCUGUGGGAGGCUGCAGUAAAAUCUGCGAAACGGUUACUAGUAUCAGUCACAGCCACCGCAUCAUUGACGUUUGAGGAGCUUAACACUGUAAUAGUGGAAGUCGAAGCAAUUCUUAAUUCUCGACCUAUUACACCCAUGUCGUUUGAUCCUACGGAUGCGUCUGCAUUAACCCCAGGUCAUUUUCUGAUUGGUGAGCCUCUAACGGCCCCACCCGAUGUAAAUCUCUCCCCAACCAACAAAACAUUGGUAAAAAGAUGGGAAUUAGUGUCCAGACUUAAGCACGCAUUCUGGAAGCAGUGGUCAAUGGAAUACCUUCAAGAGCUUCAAACGCGCAACAAAUGGAAGACCAUGUCGCAGAACGUCAAAGAAGGGCUACUUGUAUUAAUAAAAGAAGAUAGGAGCAAUAGUUUCAGAAGGGAUCCCAAAAAGGAAGAAAUUGGACAGCCAACCUGCACCAACCAAGAGAACGACGAGCAGCCAUCACCUGAACCUACCCCACGAAGUUUGCGUUCAGCAUUAGCGAUGGUUGAACACUUGUUCAACGGCCGGGAGAAUGUUCAGUCGCAGCAAUAG